AUGCAUUAUAUUAAGUCUAAGCUUAAAAUACUCGAUAGCUGCCAUGAUUUUAGUCGUCAGAUUACAACAACAUACUUAGCUCUAGGCCAACAAAAAAAAAUUAGCUCUAUGCAACUCAUUCCUAGAUCUGUUAUUACCUUCAAGCUUCUUAAAGUCAUAAAGUACCAGAUACUUUGUUCAUAUCUUUUUUGUAUGUGCUAUGACAGUCUCUGCAUGCCACAUAGAGAGAGACAAGAAGGUCUCUAUAUUCUCAAUUUGUUCAGAAUACUGGUGCAGACGACUUUCUGGAACAAGAAGAAGAAGAAAAUUGAGUUUGCUUUAGAAUUUAAAAAUAAACUGCUAUGGUUUGCUCUUAGUAUCCUGACUUUUGCACGCGAGUAUACUAAUCCAUGUUUUCAGUGGCACAUAUCAUUCAUUACAUACCUCACAAGCAGGGAUGCUGUAAAGACUGACCUUUAUGAUGUCAACAUCCGAGAUGAAUCUAGGGGAUUUUGA
This is a messenger RNA of Phycomyces blakesleeanus NRRL 1555(-), 495 nucleotides long. RefSeq lists its product as hypothetical. The transcript has 4 exons. Bases 1 to 495 code for a protein of 164 amino acids. NCBI's taxonomy places the organism in Eukaryota, Fungi, Mucoromycota, Mucoromycetes, Mucorales, Phycomycetaceae. The record is from RefSeq and is a predicted model, not a curated record.